CGAUGAAUGAUUCACAGCUCUAGAAGUUUCUGUAAGUGUUGUCUAUCACGUGAUCUGCAGUGCACUCAAUGCGAGCGAUGUCUGGUGUGGGAGACAUGGGUUCGGACACUGCAUCGGAUGGUGUGGUGCAGAAGGGCUGCCCUUUCUGUGCCAUCGCUCACAAGCAGUCAUCCAAUGAAACCACACUUUUAUAUGAAGAUAACAAUUAUGUGAUAAUCCAAGACAUCCGUCCGGCUGUCGAUCACCACUACUUACUGAUCACUAAAAAACACAUUAAAAAUGCCAAACAAAUGAAGACUACGGAAGGCAUUGAAAUGAUUAAGGAAAUGAAGACAAUUGGUGUGCAGUUCAUGUCCUCUAAAGGAUUAACUAAUGAAACAGAGUUAAGGCAAUUAAUUGUAGUGAUGCCUAACCAUCUGAUCCCAACCCUA
Messenger RNA from Medioppia subpectinata, 431 nucleotides. The record is from the annotation of a GenBank genome assembly. NCBI's taxonomy places the organism in Eukaryota, Metazoa, Arthropoda, Arachnida, Sarcoptiformes, Oppiidae.